This is a messenger RNA of Eucalyptus grandis, 1323 nucleotides long. RefSeq lists its product as uncharacterized. Bases 1 to 1323 code for a protein of 440 amino acids. Lineage: Eukaryota; Viridiplantae; Streptophyta; Magnoliopsida; Myrtales; Myrtaceae. Gene Ontology annotation, biological process: protein transport. The record is from RefSeq and is a predicted model, not a curated record. The transcript has 8 exons.
AUGGUACUUUCGUUAGAAUCCAUUGGAAAUUUCUUGGGAUCCAAAGUUUCGCGUCCUUGUAGCUUCAAGCCCGCCAAAUGCAAGACGGCGUUGAAGCUCGCGGCGUCGCGGCUGAAGCUGCUGAGGAACAAGAAGGAGGUCCAGGUGAAGCAGAUGAGGCGGGACCUCGCUCAGCUGCUCGAGUCCGGCCAGGACCAGACCGCUAGGAUUCGGGUUGAACAUGUUGUGAGGGAAGAGAAGAUGAUGGCAGCCUACGAGCUUGUUGAGCUGUUCUGUGAACUUAUUGCAGCUCGUUUGCCUAUAAUCGAGUCACAGAAAAACUGCCCAAUUGACUUGAAGGAGGCUGUUUCAAGCGUAGUCUUUGCAUCUCCGAGAUGCUCAGACGUUCCUGAACUUAUGGAUAUCCGCAAGCAUUUUACCUCAAAAUAUGGAAAAGAUUUCAUUACUGCAGCUGUUGAGUUGCGUCCUGAUUGUGGUGUAAACCGCUCUUUAGUUGAGAAACUCUCUGCCAAAGCACCUGAUGGUCCAACCAAAGUAAAGAUUUUAACCUCAAUUGCGGAGGAACACAACAUCAAAUGGGAUCCUAAUUCAUUUGGGGAUAAAGAUUCGCAUAAUCAUGGAGAUUUGUUGAAUGGACCGAGUACUUUUGAAAAAGCCAGUAACCUGCAGACACAAUUUUCAAACUUCCAAGUGCCUGAUAUUGACAGAGAAAGAACCAAUGUGCAUGUCGCACCUCAAAAAGUAGCAAAGGAGGAUGCCUCUGUAAGCUUGCAUCAGAACAGUAGCAGGUCAUCAUUUGACCACCAAAAUAUUCCCCCUGGACAUGCUAAUGUUCCUAUCACUUCACAUCCGGAGCUGAAAACUCCAGGUUAUGCAAUGGAAGGAAAUGCUGAAGCUGGACAUAUGUAUCGCAGGGAAGGAAAUGUUGAUUACAUGGACGGGCAAAACUGGAAUAUGGAAUUCAAAGAUGCAACCUCUGCUGCUCAAGCUGCUGCAGAAUCUGCUGAACGGGCAAGCAUGGCUGCCAGAGCUGCUGCACAACUUUCUAGCCGUGGGAGGAUUUCUACGCAAUACUCUACAGAGCCACAAAGGUCUUCUGCUCACGGUCCUAUGGAUGAACGGGCUGGAAGAUCUGCAGGCUCCAGUUUUCAAGAUGAAGCCUAUGCUAAAGUUGCAGGUAAUAAGGCUUCUGAUGGAAGAAAUGCUCAACCUCACACAGCAUGUAAGCAGAAUUAUGCAAAAGAAGAGCACGUUGGAGAAGUAGGUGAGAGGUUCUAUAAAGAUGGCCAUACGAGCAAUGACAGACCUAGCCAGUAUGUUUGA